Molecule: messenger RNA, 2384 nt
Organism: Microbotryum saponariae
Lineage: Eukaryota; Fungi; Basidiomycota; Microbotryomycetes; Microbotryales; Microbotryaceae
Source: the annotation of a GenBank genome assembly
AUGCGCUCGACAUACGAGAAUGACUCGCUCUCGUUCCCGACGCGAAGGGAACUGUUAAACCCAAAAUUCGAAUCGUACAAGUUGACGUCACCGCCUGCCGGCUCGAGCUCUUUGUCCUUCGCAUUGCCAGAACCGGGCCUUGGGGUUCGGACCCUUGCGGACCACACUCGACUAUCGUACCAUCAAGUUCAGUAUCGGGCACGACACAGUCACCUCUACCCUGGACUAGACGGCGAUGCAAUCUAUAUCGACGCUGCGGGCCGUGUGCUAGCGAUCGAGCUCGGUCAGGUGAGUUUCAAACGGGGGGAGCUCGCCAUCCUCAUGCUGUAUCGCCCCUGGAAUGCUGUUGUCACUUCAUAAUACGCUUGAUCUGAUCAGAAUCUCGCUUCGCUUGCCGAUGCCGGAUGCAGGCUGUAGAACACGGGCCCAAGUUCCAUCACCUGCUCACGCUCGCCUCACCCACAGCAAGCCUGACCUACACUCGGGAUGAGUUGGAAUAUGCCGCAGGCGUGGCAAUAGCACCUCGUCGUUGGGUCGUAUCGAGCGGGGAUGGUCGCUUGUCAUCAAUUGCGGUUGAGAAGAACGCCCUCAACUGGAAAGGCACGAUCGAGGCGACCUAUGAGUUGCGGCUCGAGGAGCAACUCGAUGUCGAUCGUGCUACGCCGUUCCAAUUGCACGCUGCAAACGAGGAUACAUCCUCGAGCUCAAUCUUUGCAUUGCUAUCUGUCGCCAUCAAGUCUCCGAGGACUACUGGGCCUCCAAGCUCGGCCGGUGCAAACCACAACCCCGACACCGGGUUUGCGCCGGCGCCAGGGACCCGAGUCCGACCGGCUUCCACUACGAUCUUCGAAUACAUUUGCGUGCGCCUGGACAGCACCGAGACGACCGGAAUAAGAGAUCCAGUGCCUCUCACAGUGCUUUGGCGAGCCACCGGGGAUGACCUGCCGCACUUCGUGCAUUUCGAACCGACCCUCCAGCGAUAUUGCAUCGGCUCCACCGCGCCGAUCCAGCCAUCCCCUUUGGUGUCAGAGCAAACAGGAACUGAACGGGGCUCUACGGAAUUGAGCGUCGCCGAAAAUGACCAGAAGGAGGGUCCGCACCGAAGAAAUGAAUUUUCGAGGAACAAGGACGCGUCGCACGUUUUGCCCCAGCCGUUUUCGUGGACCCAAGAUUCGGACUCCGUCACCGUCGCCUUUGCGAUUCCGUCGGACGUUCUGACUUCGAGCAUAAGAAUAACGUUCUCCAGGCAGUACAUCACCCUUUUCAUAACAAGGGUCCGAGCAUCCCUACGCUGGUCGCUCAACGCUCCCGAUGGCACUCUCCUACGCAUCUCUCACAAAAAGCUAUGGGAUCUGAUCGAUCCUCAUACCAGCGUUUGGACCUUUGACCGCGAGGCCGAGGGCCGAGAUUCGACGUACGGCAUCUUGAGUUUGCAUCUCGAGAAGGCUCAUCCCGGAACACGAUGGUCCGAUGUCUUUGCGCCCACUCUUCCGGCCGCGCAGGGGGCGCGGCCCCCAGAGACUUGUUCUGACGCUGCUCAAACCCGCAUUGUCGGGAUGCAGGAUGACGAUAAUCCCGAAGAUGACGACACCCGCGAAGCCAGGUACCAAAUGUGGCUCGAGAAUGUGCCUGAAACGCUGGACGCAUCGGAACUUGCAGGCAUCGUGGAUGGAAUGGAGCAAUGGCACCGUGAUUUUGCCGAAGUACAUGGAGGCAAAGGCAUCAUCCAAGAUCAAGGCUUCGGAGACGGCGCGCCAGCGACUCUGAACGGUGACGAAAUGGAUGUCGAAGUCGACGGUGAAGUAGGAAAGCCUCUUGUGGUGAGCUGGAUUGACUGUCCGUGGUCCACGACGCCUCGGAUCGACCAUCCGCAUCCUACGGUCAACUUCAGCCUCCUCUCCACCGGCUUGCCCAUCGCCGUAUCGUCUCCGACUGUCGACAAUCGCACCGAAUUGCUUAGUCGGACAGGGCUUGUCAUCAAGCACAAUGUCGAUGGAGCCUUAUUUGUACCUCCGAGUAGCGAAGAUGCAAAGUUGACUACCUGGACACACCACUCGACGUUCCCCGCUCUGGCGUUCGUGCUCGCGACCAAGACGAAUGCGAGUUUUGUUACACACGUGAGCGACCAAGCCGUUCUCGCCUUCGACAGCCCCUCACCUUUGGCUGUUGAUCCCAGUGCAACAGUAUCGACUCGCAACCUCUUUGUGUAUCGCGUGCCCGCGAAUAUUAAGGACAGAACGAGUCAGCAGAUGGUACUUAGGAUAGGGGAGGCCCCUGAUGGGGCGUUGCUGGGGGUGAUUGGGAUUUGUCGGCCCAAUGGAUCUGCCGUUUCCGUGGUGGCUCUCUGUGAGCAGUCGUUGGUCGUUUUCAGAGACUUGAUCUAA